Molecule: messenger RNA, 579 nt
Organism: Botrytis deweyae
Lineage: Eukaryota; Fungi; Ascomycota; Leotiomycetes; Helotiales; Sclerotiniaceae
Exons: 3
Coding region: 1-579 (192 amino acids)
Molecular function (GO): acyltransferase activity, transferring groups other than amino-acyl groups
Source: RefSeq, a predicted model, not a curated record
AUGGCACAAUACGCAGCUCAAUCUGAGCGUCUUUGGCUAGAGCCAUUGACCGUAGAGGAACAUCUCGAUGGCUAUCACAAAAUGAUCUCUGAUCCGCGAGCUGCUUCAUGGACAAAACCAAGCGAGUCCAUCGAGGAGAGUAAAGCAUACAUGAUUGAAAGAACCCCGAACCCCGAAAAGCCGUGGAUUGAGAACUAUGCAAUUCUACUUCGGCCGACAACAGCUACCCCUGCCGAUCAAAAGCCUGAGCUCAUUGGCGCAAUUGGAGUGAUAAGAUUCCAGGCUGGGCACGGGGCGGAAAUUGGUUAUGGUAUACAUGCUGGUUAUCAUGGUAAAGGCUUUGCUACAGAAGCUAUGAAGCUAUUUGUGGGGCUUUACUGGAGUAAAGAGAGAGAGGGAGAUUGGAACACAUUAGUGGCGGCUAUAGACCCCGAGAACGUUGCCAGUCAGAGAGUAGUAAAGAAGGUAGGGUUUAGAGAAGGAGACUUGGAAGAUGAGGAACACGAAAUGUGGGUUAAAGGGGGAAAGGAGAAGAAACCUGUGAGGCACAGAGAAUGGUUGCUGUCGAGACCAGUGUGA